Carlito syrichta (Philippine tarsier) is the source of this 759-nucleotide messenger RNA. RefSeq names its product transmembrane protein 40 (gene TMEM40). Lineage: Eukaryota; Metazoa; Chordata; Mammalia; Primates; Tarsiidae. The coding region runs from base 13 to 759 and encodes 248 amino acids. The record is from RefSeq and is a predicted model, not a curated record. The transcript has 12 exons.
CCAGGGAAAGCCAUGGAAACUUCAGGACCCUUCUCCCAGUCUCAAGACAGCAGUCGAAUCCACAGAGAAACAGAAGAUCUAGACGAGGGAGAAACAGAUUCCCACAAGCAACAUGGGAAGGCUGGAUUCUUUUCCCAAGAACAGUAUGAGAGAGAAAAAUCUUCCUCCUCCUCUUCUUCUUCCUCAUCAUCCUCCUCUUCCUCAGCUUCCUCCUCUGUAUCCAAGAGCAGUGAUGAGGACCAGCAACCCAGAGCAACCAGAAAGCAUGGCCGGAGCCGGGGGGCUGGACACCCCCACCCCCACAGGGAUGGUUCACCUGGUGCUGGGCAUGAGAGGCCUGACACUUCGAGGGAUGAACUUCAACUCUACGGAGAGUCCCCUGGAGAGAUGGUGCCAUCUGGGGAGCCAGGACUCCGAAGAAGAGGCUCUGACCCAGCAAGUGGAGAUGUGGAGGCCUCUCAGUUAAGAAGACUGAAUAUAAAGAAAGAUGAUGAGUUUUUCCAUUUCGUUCUCCUGUGCUUUGCUAUCGGGGCCUUGCUGGUGUGUUAUCACUAUUAUGCAGACUGGUUCAUGUCCCUUGGGGUCGGCCUGCUCACCUUCGCCUCCCUGGAGACUGUUGGCAUCUAUUUUGGGUUGGUGUACCGAAUCCACAGCGUCCUGCACGGCUUUGUGCCCCUCUUCCAGAAGUUCAGACUGAUGGAACUUCACAUCUCCCCAGACACUGUCUUCCUGGUGCUGGUAUUUGCUUACAGCCACUAG